AUGAAGAGCAUCGAAGUCUUGGAGGAUAUAAAAAACAGACUAAGAACAUUGCUAUUCAGCGGGAAGGACUUGGGCAUACAGAGUAUAAGAGACGACUUUUUCUUUGUCGUCUCAAAACCUAAGCUUUUCGAGAAGUUAGUGAUGGGGCAAGUUUUUUCUUGUGCAGACUACUCGGAAUUCAAGAAGCUGAUGCAUUUAUGCGGGUACUCGUUUAUCAGUCCAGAUGGGUUCAUAAGAGGAGGAGGCAAGGAAAGCACAGCCCCAGAGAUAUCAUUUGAGGAGCCUGACCAAAAGGAUCUCUUGGGUUUCUCGAGGUCCCUGAGGGAUCUGCUAAAAAGAUACUCCGUUCUUGAAGACGUUGUUGAUGACAUCCGGUCCCGCCUUGAUGCCAUAGACAGUAUACUUGAGAGAUCCAUGGACAUGGUCCGUGCUGCACUUGACAAGGGUGCAUGCAAGUCAGAGAUUGAUUUUCAAGAAAUCGAUGAUCUUGCAGCAGUUCUGAUGGAGUAUAGCUCUGAGGAGCUGGCAGGCAUGCCAGAUGGUGCACUAACACCAGAAGAGUCUGGCAUAGAAAUCCCGUCGGAGUCAGCAUCUUCGGAAGAGGAGGAUAGGAUGCUGCAGAAGAAAAAGAAUAGGAAAAAAGGUGUUCAUUUCUUCUAG
Molecule: messenger RNA, 660 nt
Organism: Encephalitozoon cuniculi GB-M1
Lineage: Eukaryota; Fungi; Microsporidia; Unikaryonidae
Exons: 1
Coding region: 1-660 (219 amino acids)
Source: RefSeq, marked provisional